Vicugna pacos (alpaca) is the source of this 2142-nucleotide messenger RNA. Lineage: Eukaryota; Metazoa; Chordata; Mammalia; Artiodactyla; Camelidae. The record is from RefSeq and is a predicted model, not a curated record.
CUCUUAAAAUGAGUUCUCGUGGUUCCUACCUAGGAACCAACCUCUGGCGCCUCUGGCCCGCCCUCCCCGGGCUCUGGUGGCGGCUGGGGCUGGGGCUGCUCCUGGGGCUUCAGGCCGCUCGCUGCGCGCCUUUUUACCUCCCCGGGUUGGCUCCGGUCAACUUCUGCGAGGCAGACCGAGGGACUCCUACCUGCAAGUCAUCUGUAGCACUAUUUGUAAAUAGGUUGGAUUCAGUGGAAUCUGUGCUACCUUAUGAACAUAAUACCUUUGACUUCUGUCAAGACUCCGGAAAGAAAAGCCCUUCUGAAAAUCUUGGACAAGUACUAUUUGGAGAACAAAUCACAUCAUCUCCUUAUAAGUUUUCUUUUAAUAAGACAGAAACAUGUAUAGAAGUUUGUGUAAAAUCUUAUGACACAGCCAAUGAAGAUCAAAAGAAAAAGCUGGAUUUUUUGAAGAAAGGAAUACAACUGAAUUAUCAGCAUCACUGGAUUAUUGAUAAUAUGCCAGUGAUAUGGUGUCGUGAUAUUGAAGGCAGAGAAAAGUACUGCACACCAGGAUUUCCGAUUGGAUGUUUUGUUACCAAAAGUGGUAUAGCCAGAGAUGCUUGCAUUAUCAAUUUGGAAUUCAAUAAAAGUAAUACCUUCUACCUCUUCAACCACGUUGAUAUUACCAUUACAUAUCACAGGGAAAAUGAAACAAAUUGGAGUAUUGCAAGAUUGGUUUCUGCUAGACUUGAUCCCAGAAGCUAUAAACAUUCAGAUGAAAACCACCUCACUUGUCAUGGACCGCCUAUGGAAAUUCCUGGAGAAUAUACAGAUAAGUUGAAUGUAACCUACACUUACUCUGUGAAAUUUGAGGAAAAUACAAAUAACAAGUCAGGCUCUAGAUGGAAUUAUGUUUUGGAGUCUAUGCCUGAAACCAACAUUCAGUGGUUCAGCUUUAUAUUUUCCUUUGUUAUCAUUCUCUUCUUAUCUGGAAUGGUGGCUAUGAUCACACUAAGGACUGUCCAUAAAGAUAUUACCAGAUAUAAUCAGAUGAGAUUUCCGGAAGAUGCCCAGAAGGAAUUUGGUUGGAAGCUGGUUCAUGGGGAUGUAUUCAGACCUCCGAGGAGCAGAAUGUUGCUAUCAGCUUUCCUGGGUCAAGGAAUACAAGUUUUGAUUAUGACGUUUAUUACUUUACUUCUGGUGUGUCUUGGUUUCCUCUCCCCUGCCAAUCGCGGCGCUUUAAUGACCUGUGCUGUUGUAUUAUGGGUCCUUCUGUUAUUAGUCCAGUAAUGGAUUAAAUCAAAUGUAACUCUUCUGUCCUUUACUUACUCAGCAUUUCGAGGUGUUCAGUGGAAGACAAAUUUUUUGCUGACAGCACUGCUGUGUCCUUGUGUCAUCUUUGCAAAUCUCUUCAUCAUGAAUCUAAUUCUUUGGGUGGAGGGGUCAUCGGCUGCCAUCUCCUUUGGUGCUUUGAUAGGUAUUUUUGCAAUGUGGCUUGGAAUUUCAGUACCACUAACAUUUUUGGGUGCAUACAUUGGAAGCAUGGGAAAGUUUAAGCAUCCAGUUCACAUCAACCAGGUUCCCCGCCAGAUUCCUCAGCAAACUUUCUUUAGGAAACCACUUUUUGGAAUCAUAAUUGGUGGUGUUUUACCUUUUGGCUGUACUUUUAUUCAACUUUUUUUCAUCCUAAACAGUAUUUGGUCUCAUCAGAUGUACAUCAUGUUCGGCUUUCUUUUCUUAGUCUUUAUAAUUCUCCUGGUUACUUGCUCAGAAGCUACAGUGUUGCUGUGUUAUUUUCAUUUGUGCGCUGAGGAUUAUCAUUGAUGGUGGAGAGCCUUUUUUACCAGCAGUUUUAUGGCUGUUUAUCUUUUUAUGUUUACAGUUUAUUACUUCAUUACCAAACUUCAAAUCGCGGACGUUGCAAGCACUAUUUUGUACUUUGGGUACUCGAUGAUCAUGGUCUUGAUUUUCUUCCUUUUCACGGGGACAGUUGGAUUUUUUUCCUGCUUCUUUUUUAUUACUAAAAUCUAUAGUGUGGUGAAAGUGGAUUAAAGAAUAUCUCCAAAGGCUUCCAGGCACAUCACUGUUGCUUUUGAAUAUAAAUCUAGAUCUAUAUGAACAUCUGUCGAGAUAUGUCUGUGUGCUUCCAAUGGCAUGU